Messenger RNA from Bemisia tabaci, 6999 nucleotides. RefSeq lists its product as uncharacterized. The record is from RefSeq and is a predicted model, not a curated record. Lineage: Eukaryota; Metazoa; Arthropoda; Insecta; Hemiptera; Aleyrodidae.
GUCAAGAUUACCUGAUUACUCUAAAUUUUUGUAUGACCCGUUGUUUGAAAAGGAAAAAAAAGCUUCGGGGAAUUUUGCUGAAGUGCCCUUAUUUUACAUGCUAGCAAGUUCUUCGUUGAGUUGGCAUGAAAAUCUUUAGUGCUUAGUUUUCUGUGCAAUUCAGUUAAGAUUUAGGUACUUACAGUUUAGUUGUCAAAAUGGAAUUUUACCAAAUAAUCAAUUAUUUACCUCCUUACGCGCUUCACGCAGUUUUAUUAGCGACCGUAGUUCUAAGUGCAGUCUUAGUAUUCGUUUUUAGUUUUAGAAAUAUUGGCGAACCACCUUUUAGUGAGAAGAAGUCAGCAAAUAAGAAGAAAAAACAACCUAAAGAAAAGAAAAGUCAAAAUGGUCAUGCAGUCACUGAAAAGCCAGUAGAAAAGCAGACAAAGUCAGACGCCAAGAAAGAAACACCAAAAUCACCGACCAAGAGUGAGAAGAAACAGAAUGAGCCGAAAGAUAAACCUGCAGAGAAGAAAGCUGUGAAGGAGAAGGUGAAUGCCAAAGACAAGAAAACUGAAACUACCAAUUCACCGAAAGAAAAAGCAACCAAGUCUCCAGGCAAAGGCAAAGAAAACGUGGAGGGAAAAAACAAAAGGUUGAUCAGGCUGUUACCUCUCAAGUCCAAAGAAGAGAAUGGCGGAUGGGAGCAAGCGAUAUCUCGUAAAGAACGUCGAGCACGCAAAGCCUUACUUGAAGACCCAAAUGCCAACUACAAUGCCGAUGGAAACGUUACGAAGAUAACGGAGGAAAAAGGAAGCAAGAAGGAUAAGGAAUCAUCCAAAUCUAGUGCGUUAAAAGCAGUCUCGGAUGAAACCAACAACAAAAACAACACCAGCUUGGACAACAAUGUGGUUGCACCAGCACCAUCAAAGAAGAAUGUAGAAGCAAAGAAAAGCCAAUCUUCUUCUGCAGAUGAACCGCCAGUGGGAAGUUCAACUGUCUAUGAUGAGUUUGCAGAGGUUUUCAAGGAGCCAUCAAAAAAAGCAAUCAAGAAACGUGUGCGUAAAGAAUGAUGAAGUAAGAAUCAAUGUUGGAGCCGGCAUUUGAGGAGAAAACCUCACUAAAGACAGCAUCUACAAGAGCUCCGCAAGUGUUUUCAGCUUCUUCCGGUGAGCUGGCUGUUCAUCUCAAUCGUAUUUCUUUUAAUUAGAAUUUUUAAUAGUGAUAAAAAAUGUAUCUACGAUUCUGUUUAAUGUGAUGAUACUUUAUUUUUCAAGUCAUCUAAGACUGUCUUGUUGAUUUUAGUUUUUUGAGGGCAAGGCGAUGGACCACUGUUCUGUGACAACCUAGUGUGAUAUAUUAUCCAACUAGGUAUUUGAACUAACUGAUAUUUGCUAAGUGUAGCUUGGUUUUUCAGUUAGAUUUCGGCAGAUGAUCAUUCUUGAACACAGGAUCCACUGCACGUCGAGGCGAAUCAACUAUUUUUUUUAUUUUACCUCCAGCGUAAUUGUUACAAAACCUCUUCAGAUGUAGUAUACGUAAUUGAACUGAACUCAGUCGAAAGGGACCAACCUAUACCUUUAUCAAACGAAACACAAAACCAAAAUUGAGGUGUUGUUUUUCCAAAAGGAAGGAAACAUACGCUCAUGUUCUUUUUAUGAGAAAAAGUAAAAUUAUCUCUCAUCGAGAUAAAAUUAUCAACCUACCUCAGAAAUUUAACAUCUCUUUUAUUUUUUGAUGUUCCAUCUCAAACCGUAAUUUUCAGAGCAGUGGUCUUCGCUACUUUUACACUCUGUACAGUUGUUUAUAAGCAUAAUUUUAAAAGUUUGCAAAUUUCCCCACUGUUUGUCAGACAAUUAAUAGCCCUAUGUAUCUUUCUACUUUGUGCUAUUGACUUCAUUGAAAGUUUGCUUUUCGUACACAAUUAUGUGUAAUUGGGAAAUUUCCCAGUUCAUACGUUCUUUCUUUUGUUCGCAGUUGUUCCACUUUUUGCAUGGCUACUAACUGCCCCCUUUUUUUUUGUUUUUUGUUUUGGUUCUGCAAUAACGAAGUGUAAUGCAUAGGCUUACUUUUAUUUUUGAUUGGUCAAGCCACUUGAGUGGAUUUUUCUAUUUUCAUUUCAUAGCACCAAACCUGACUAGUCAUUUGCAAGCAUUGGUUCAGAGGCCGCUCAUAAAAUACGUAAUGCUCAAUCUAGGAUUUUUCAACAACUACCGAUAGGUAGUUGUUGAAAAAUCCCCUCCUUAACGCUUUUAUUAUUUACGUCCUGUCCUUAAUCAUGUAAAACAAAUGUUGUUACGCUCUUUUUGACCCCUCCUCCAGAGCGUCACAUAUUUUAUGAACGGCUCCUAAGUUCUGCAGAAACUUUUGCUGAUCUCCAUUGUUUACAUGAGUCUUUUUACUUCCCCUCACUUAAGGACAAAUACGGUGGUAAAAAGGAGUCACAAUUAAGGAGAAAGGUCACAUCCGAAAUGAAGUCUGUUUGAGUGAUCACUCAAUCAACAAUAAAAGUGUGCAUCUCAUCGGUCAACUUUGUAUUUACACUUUUGCGCCAAGAUAUAAGCACCAGGCAAUGUGUAUUGAGAUAUAGAUUGAUAAAGCCUCUUAAAUAACAGCAAACCAGACCAAACAAAAACAAUCGUAUCCUGCCCUUACUGAAUUGCAAGUAUUUACAGCAUCAGUCAGUGGAUGCUAAAUUAUGCAGCUGUAAUAUUUUCUCCCUAAAAUAACCCCAAUUGUUUUUGCAAUCUUUGUUAGUCAUGAAUUGUAUUCUUAUUUUAAUACGGUUAGGGGCUUGCAGUUCUGCUAAUCGUGCCACGUUGCAGAGCACAUUAAGCCCUCAAAAUGUAACACAGUUCGCCUGGUCUACAGAUGGCUCAUUUUAUCCAGCUUCUUUCUUAUUAAUGAGAUUGCGCGGUCUCCUCUCUCACUCAAGAGGUCUCCAUGCCUUCUCUAGUGGUACAAGGUUGUCACAAAUGAUCUUCUCAAAAAAGUGUUGGACUUAUAGAGUUGAUAACUUCCCCAAAAAGAGCAGGUUCAUCAUACCUUUCUGGCAGUGUUACUUUAUUUUUAAUUUUUUUUUCUUUAAUGUAAAGGGUAUCAGUACUAACUAACUAGUCAUAAACUAGAGUGUUUUUAAAACAAUUGCUCAUUAUUUUAAGUCUUGUAAUUAUAUUUUCCUUUGUUUGGUAAUACAAUUUUAUCAGCUGUAUCCUGUGUAAAGUUCAGCUUUUCCCAGGCACAGUAAAAAGAUUCAUGCACGCCUCUAUUAACCUUUGAACAUUAAUGCAUCUGAACCAAGGAAAUCCAAACAAAAUAUUAUUAGACUGGAUCUAUCGGCACUUUAUUACUCAAGAUUUUUUCAUCACCCAUAAUGGACAAAACGGAAGAUCAAAAGUUUCAAAAUAGGUACGAUUAUCUUGCAGACCAGACUUAAUAUUUUUUAAACUUUAUUAAGCUUCUUUUAAUUUUAAACGGGAAACUCAAAUUAUGACGGAAUUUUAUGCAUUUAAGCUGGAGAUUUCUCCAUAUAUAACCCUCUCUGGCCAUUUCUCAGGGCCUUGAUUUUUUUCAGCUAUCCUUUAUCGCUCGUUGGUGUACAGGAAAAAAUGUAAUUACGUUCUUUCCGAAUUGUUUCUGAUUAAAAUGUAAAAUGAAUGUCUCUUGAGCAUUCUGCACUGUACCCAGGAAAUGUUUUCAACUCUCAUUGAUUUUGUAUUUAUCAGACACCUUCAUUUUCUCUCAUCUAAUUAGUAGAGUGGGUAUUUUAUGCCCCCUAGAAGCAGGAAAAAAUAGCUCGUCCUGCAAUGGAUGAUAGGACGGACUGAGUCCUUUCUUCAUUUCCAAAGAUUCGUUCUUAGUAAUAGAUGAUAUAAGCCUGUAACCUACAAUGCAAUGUGGUACACUUGUUUUAACCCUUCACCUUGUUUGGCGAUGAAGUUUUUGUAACAACUUUUGGGAAUGAUAUUAAGACGUCUUCUUCUCCUUUUCCACAACAUUAUACUUUGUUCUUCAGCACUUUUCUUGAAAAAACCAAUGUGUUAGUUACAUCUGCACACCUCACUAAAGUCAUUCUCUUGCGAAUGAAUUCCAUAUCGAAAUUGAGAAGUCCCUCUCUCGUUAUCAAUGAGGAUUUCUGCUCCCGUGUUCAUGUCUCCCAUUUCAAUUCCUCUUUCUUCUGCUCUCAUGCAUGUCUAGUUUUUGUGUGUUUUGAUAUUUUCCUUCAAUGAAUAAACAUUAGAAAAACCACUCUUUAAUUUUGUAAGGUUUAAAAUAUUUCUUGUUUUGCAGAGGCGCAUCAACAAUUAUUCCUCUUUUCUCUCGAUGAGCAGGGUGAUUCAAGAUUAUGGGAAAAAAUUUUAUGAGUUCAUCUUUCGAGUGAAAAUAAGACCUCAGUAUGGCAUAUCCUUUUUUUCCCAAACCUAAACGGAUCCUUUCUCCAGAACCUAUGUAGAUGGAUUCUUUUUUCCAGGCAUUUAGCCCCAAAGUUUGAGAGUAUUUACCCCCGCCCCCCAUCUUUAACCAUGGCAUUCUUUAUGCAUUAAAUUACACUGUUUUCUAAAAGUUUUGCACUUACUGUAAUUUAACAAAUGGGUAAAUUCAAUUUGGAGGUCUCUGGAUAUAUGCAUUCUACACUAACUAAUUUUGGUGAAUCAAAGGUUUGAUACCAUCCCCCUCUCACCGACACACAUACACACAGAAUGAAUUUGCCAUUCCCUUUUUUUAGAUUAAAAAUGAGAAAAGCACUUGAAAUUAUCUUCCAAAUAUCAACUUUCACUUGAUUUCAUUUAUGAAUGUUGUCAAAAUAUUAAAAGAAUGUAUAUUUCCUGAAACUUCAGGUAUCACGUAAAAACCUCCUGCUAUAACCUGUAAGGUAAACCGCUUUAGAUAAAACAUUACACCAGCAAACAAGUCUUAUUUGCCUAGACAGAUUGAAUUCUGAAAUCUUUUUACUUAAUCCUGAAUCAUCCUCCUUAAGCGCAAGUCCUUCAGUUUUUAUUCCUGCACUAUCAUCAUGAAAAUUUUACAGUGCAGGCACUCGUCCUAGGCUAUAUUCACCCCAGUUGAUUGCAGCCUAUUUCCUCUUUUUAAUGAAAUAACAUUUGUUUGGAUAGUUUUUAAGAACAUUGUUUUAUGCUGUACAUGAUUUCACUGUUACGGAAUGUUAAGAGUUUUUAGUGUAUAAUUAUAAAGAAUUCUUUGUUUGUAGAUGCAUAUCAAAAUGUAUUUUAUUAUUUUAAUUUUUUUACUUAGUGAAAAAGAAGGAUUCGAGUGUAUUGCAUCUCCCUUUUCGUAGAGUAUUUGUUAUUGAUUAUAAAUUUUAUGUUUUGUUGAGAAAUUUUAUCACUCACAAAAAUUAUUUGGUUAAGAGCCAAUCUUUGAGACAUAAUUUAUAGUGAAGACAUUUUAAUGAGUGAAUAGCUGCUCCUAAUAUAUAGUUUUUUAGCAGGCCAGUAGAUAGGAUUCCAAUUCAAAUUGUGUCUCUGUUCAAUGUAUGUAUCGCAUCCAUUUUAUUAAAAUUUUACAUCAUCACAACAUUUUUCAUUUUAAGUCAUGAUGUGCUUCUUUACAAAAAUACUCAACGAGCUGAGUGUUGCAAAAUUUUCAAAAUUUAAUUCUCCUCUUUUUCAAAUUCCAAGGUGAUAGUGAAAUCACUUGAGAAUUACAAAUAAAGCAGUGGCGUGGCGUGCUUUGCGAUUUAUCAAUUGAUCUGCCAUUUAAAGGUAUGGAAAAGGAUCAAUGAAUAGGGUGUUCGAUACAAGCACCUUAGUAAUCGAUUUUUUACCAUUGCUUCAAAUGGAAACAUAUCCAUAAUCAAUCAUUCACGCCUCGCCACUGAAAUUAAGCUAUCAUGAACGUAACAACGCAACCCAAUGUAAAAUAAUGCCUCAUAUAUUCAAAUGAACAGGUUUAAGCAGAAUCAGCCAAGUUCUAUCAAUAUGUUCGUUAAUCUACUAUGAGUUAACGCAAUAGAAGAAAUAGAAAUGUCUGAAGGUUAACCCUUUUUUUUAUAUAUCAGUCAUUUCUUUAAUUCGAAGGAGUUACUUCUCCAACUUAUUCAGAUGGGUAUUUUUUAUCGUACUAAAUUUAGAGCAAGGAAAAAAAUGUCUCCAAAAUUUUAUCUCAUCUAUUGGCCAAUUGUUUCAAAGGUGUGCUUCAACAAAAUAUUUAAACUCUCAGAACGAAGGCAAAUUUUAAAGUCUUAAUUGAAUAUUUUUUCAAAAAUUAUAGCUAAAACUUUUGUGCUUUCCUUUCCCGAUUCCCCUGCUUUGAGAAAUUGUUUUGAAGUAAAAUUUAGUUUUCUCAUUCCUUGUUGGAUAUUCUUAGGUUCCAGAGAAAGGGGAAGACGAAGCAAGGAGAGAGUCAUUCGACAAUAUUCUGUCAAGAGUUUCAAAAUCGAGGCUCUUACCGUAGGAGCACUACUCCUUGUUGUGAAAUAUUACUUCUCUGUGAUUUUGUUUUAUAUCAUUUAGUCUAUUUUUGCUAAACUGUUGAAAAUACCUAGAUAAAAUCGAUUGUAAAAGAAUUAGUGUAUAAUACUUAUACUUUUCUCUCUCUAAAAAGUAAAUCUGUAAUACACACAUUUCUCUGAUGUAAUGUAGUGCUGAAAUGUGGAGAGAUCGUAGAUUUUGAAUGUUUAUCUUGGAGGCUCAGACACUGAAAACAAGAGUGGACAUAUCCAAGACCUCUUGCGUUAUUUUUCACUCUUCAUGUUAAAUUGUGAUCCAUUCUAGAUAAAUACUUAACCCCUAACUUUUUAGGUAGAGUUUCUAUGCUUUCAAGCUUGAAGUUUUCCGUUUUUCUUCCUCUUUUUGGAGAGAAUUUCAGCCUCUCAUGUAAUGAAGACACAAAAAGUACGCAGGUACAGAAUUCCCUCUUCAGUUACCUUAUUUUAAAUUGCAAAUUGUUCAACACAAAAAUCUACAGAUUGAUGUUCAUUUCUUAAUAUUGCCUGAGAAAUUGAAUAAGAUUCUCCACUGCGCCCACGAUCAAAAGAUGGGUAUCAGUUUUUUAUUCACA